AUGGCAGACCCCGUCCAACCCUCCAAAGACUCCACAAUCCCUCCCGACCUCAAGGCGCGCAUCAAGCAGUCUUAUGACGUCAUUUCCGGAACCUACACGGACUGGACUAGAGACCACGCCGGAGUCAAGCUCGAGUUUGUCAACAAACUCCUCGACCUGAUCCCCGGCGGCCCCGAAGCCAAGCUGUGCAUCCUCGAGCUCGGCGCCGGGGCCGCAACCCCAGUGACCGAGCACGUGCUAGCCACCCUACCCUCGGCCCACGUCACAGCCAACGACAUGUCCAGCUCGCAGGUCGCGGCCGGCAAGGCGAAUCUCCAGAAGCAGGGGUUCGGACCGGAGAGGGUUGCGUGGCACGAGGGCGACAUGAUGGCCCUGCAGUUCCCGGACGCAACGUUUGACGCCGCCCUAGCCUUUUAUAGCAUCAUCCACCUGCCGUGGGACGAGCAGCAGGUGAUCAUGGCUCGCAUCUUUAAUUGGUUGAAACCUGGCUCUUAUUUCCUGGCCAACUUUCCUGAAAAGGAGCUGGGUGACGCAGUCACAGAGAAGUGGCUGGAUCACGAAAAGGGCUGGAUGUACUGGAGUGGGCUUGGAGCGGAUGAGACGCUUCGCACAUUGAAGGGGGUCGGGUUUGAGAUCGUGGUCGAGGAGCUUCGGCGCGAGGAUGAGCAGUCCGUCUUCCUCUGGGUCAUUGCAAGGAAGCCGACAUGA
Pyricularia grisea is the source of this 708-nucleotide messenger RNA. RefSeq lists its product as uncharacterized. The coding region runs from base 1 to 708 and encodes 235 amino acids. The record is from RefSeq and is a predicted model, not a curated record. The transcript has a single exon. NCBI's taxonomy places the organism in Eukaryota, Fungi, Ascomycota, Sordariomycetes, Magnaporthales, Pyriculariaceae.